Messenger RNA from Verticillium dahliae VdLs.17, 2697 nucleotides. RefSeq names its product carbamoyl-phosphate synthase arginine-specific large chain. Bases 1 to 2697 code for a protein of 898 amino acids. The transcript is spliced from 3 exons. The record is from RefSeq and is a predicted model, not a curated record. Gene Ontology annotation, biological process: UTP biosynthetic process; L-citrulline biosynthetic process; 'de novo' pyrimidine nucleobase biosynthetic process. Gene Ontology annotation, cellular component: cytoplasm; cytosol. NCBI's taxonomy places the organism in Eukaryota, Fungi, Ascomycota, Sordariomycetes, Glomerellales, Plectosphaerellaceae. Gene Ontology annotation, molecular function: aspartate carbamoyltransferase activity; ATP binding; dihydroorotase activity.
AUGCCGUCGGCCAUGGCUUGUUCCCUGGCCGGGCGAGCUCCGGCGGUCCUCCGACACGGUCGACGAAUGGCUCUGCCCGUCCGCAGCUUCACCAGUCUGACCGCCGCCUCCAAGAGCUUCACGCCGGCCCAGUCACAGCUUGCGCAGGCCAGGCUCAACCAGAAGCGUCUGUUCCAGUCCGCCGCCGUGCGCCUCAACGUUUCGCAGCAGGCUCCCAACCCCAAGGCGUACCUCGAGAGCGGUGUCAUCAAGCCCAAGGAGCUUGUUGACGUGAAGAAGGUCCUGGUCAUUGGCAGUGGCGGUCUCGCCAUUGGACAGGCCGGCGAGUUUGACUACUCAGGAUCGCAAGCUCUCAAGGCCCUCAAGGAGGCUGGCGUCGCCUCUGUCCUUAUCAACCCCAACAUCGCUACCAUUCAGACCAACCACUCGCUCGCUGACGAGGUGUACUAUCUGCCCGUCACCCCAGAAUACGUCAGCUACGUGAUCGAGAAGGAGAAGCCCGAUGGCAUUUUCCUGUCCUUUGGCGGCCAGACGGCGCUCAACCUCGGUGUGCAGAUGCAGCGCCUCGGUCUCUUUGAGAAGUACGGCGUCAAGGUCCUCGGUACCAGCGUCAAGACGCUCGAGACGAGUGAGGAUCGUGACCUCUUUGCCCGUGCGCUUGACGAGAUUGACAUCCCCAUCGCCAAGUCCAUUGCCGUCGGCACCAUCGAGGAGGCCCUCGAUGCCGCCGAGAAGGUCGGAUACCCCAUCAUCGUCCGUGCCGCCUACGCCCUCGGUGGUCUGGGCUCGGGUUUCGCCAACAACGAGGAGGAGCUCAGGAAUAUGGCCGCUCGCUCCCUGACCCUGUCGCCUCAGAUCCUGGUCGAGAAGUCCCUGAAGGGCUGGAAGGAGGUCGAGUACGAGGUCGUUCGUGAUGCCAACAACAACUGCAUCACCGUGUGCAACAUGGAGAACUUUGACCCGCUCGGCAUCCACACGGGCGACUCCAUCGUCGUGGCCCCGAGUCAGACCCUGAGCGAUGAGGAGUACCACAUGCUGCGUUCGGCGGCCAUCAAGAUCGUCAGGCAUCUGGGCGUCGUGGGCGAGUGCAACGUCCAGUACGCCCUCCAGCCCGACGGCCUCGACUACCGUGUCAUUGAGGUCAACGCCCGUCUGUCGCGUUCGUCCGCCCUCGCCUCCAAGGCCACCGGCUACCCCCUCGCCUACACGGCCGCCAAGAUUGGUCUCGGCCACACCCUGCCCGAGCUCCCCAACGCCGUCACCAAGACGACGACGGCCAACUUUGAGCCCUCGCUCGACUACAUCGUCACCAAGAUUCCCCGAUGGGACUUGUCCAAGUUCCAGCACGUGAAGCGCGACAUUGGCAGCGCCAUGAAGUCCGUCGGUGAGGUCAUGGCCAUCGGCCGCACCUUUGAGGAGUCCUUCCAGAAGGCCAUCCGCCAGGUCGACCCCAAGUUCGCCGGCUUCCAGGGCGACCACUUUGAGGACCUCGACUUUGAGCUCCAGAACCCCACCGACCGCCGCUGGCUCGCCGUCGGCCAGGCCAUGCUCCACCACGACUACUCUGUCGAAAGGGUCCACGACCUCACCAAAAUUGACAAGUGGUUCCUCUACAAGCUCGAGAACAUUGUCAACAUGACCCGCGAGCUCCAGGACGCCGGCGGCCUCGGCGCCCUCACCAAGGACCAGGUCCUCCAGGCCAAGAAGCUCGGCUUCUCCGACAGGCAGAUUGGCAACGCCGUCAAGAGCACCGAGGACGAGGUCCGCGCCGUCAGGAAGAACUUCGGCAUCCGCCCCUGGGUCAAGAAGAUCGACACCCUCGCCGCCGAGUUCCCCGCCGACACCAACUACCUGUACACUACCUACAACGCCUCAUCCCACGACGUCACCUUUGAGGAUAAGGGCACCAUCAUCCUCGGCAGUGGUGUCUACCGUAUUGGCAGCUCCGUUGAGUUCGAUUGGUGCGCCGUCAGCGCCACUCAGGCCCUCCGAGAGAUGGGAAAUAAGACGAUCAUGAUCAAUGUAAGUUUGAAACAUGUUACCCAUGCAGCAUUUGAUUCCAUUGCAUCCCAUGUCUCUACUUUGCUCUUUGCACAGUGGAUGCCACCAUGUGUGGCGCAUGGGAAAUGUUGCGGCUCUGCACCGCACCGCCCGCAUCGCCUGCCUAUGCUAACUCGCAAAAAGUACAACCCCGAGACCUAUAGCACCGAUUUCGAUACCGCGGACAAGCUCUACUUUGAAGAGCUCUCGUAUGAGCGUGUGAUGGACAUCUACGAGCUCGAGUCGGCAUCCGGUGUCGUUGUGUCCGUGGGCGGCCAGCUUCCCCAGAACAUCGCUCUCCGCCUCCAGGAGACCGGCGGUGCCAACGUUCUCGGAACCGACCCCAAGGACAUUGACAAGGCCGAAGACAGGCAGAAGUUCUCUGAGAUCCUCGACAGCAUUGGUGUUGAUCAGCCAGCCUGGAAGGAACUCACAUCUGUGGCUGAAGCCGAGGCAUUCGCCACAGAGGUUGGGUACCCCGUCCUCGUCCGCCCCAGUUACGUUCUUUCCGGUGCUGCCAUGACCGUCAUUCGCAGCCAGGAGGAUCUCAAGGACAAGCUCGAGGCCGCCAGCAACGUCUCCCCCGACCACCCCGUCGUCAUUACCAAGUUCAUCGAGGGCGCUCAGGAGAUCGACGUCGAUGGGUGUCGCCUCUGA